Molecule: messenger RNA, 263 nt
Organism: Strongylus vulgaris
Lineage: Eukaryota; Metazoa; Nematoda; Chromadorea; Rhabditida; Strongylidae
Source: the annotation of a GenBank genome assembly
AUGGCAUUAGAAGACGUGUUCAAUAAAAUCUACUUGAAUCCAACAUCUGUAUCGUUCAUGCACUCACCACAAAGACAAAAUGCCACGUUGACAAUCACCAAUUACUCGAACGAAAAUGUAAUUUUCAAAAUGAAGAGCACACAUCCUCGUACAUUCAAAAUGAACCCCGUUUUUGGAAUAGUAGAAUCAAGGAAAGAGGUUGACGUUCGUUUAACAUUCAAAGGAAUUCGUGGAGGAAAAACGCUUGAAAAUGAAAGGUAGGG